Physcomitrium patens is the source of this 1485-nucleotide messenger RNA. RefSeq names its product mitochondrial outer membrane import complex protein METAXIN. NCBI's taxonomy places the organism in Eukaryota, Viridiplantae, Streptophyta, Bryopsida, Funariales, Funariaceae. Gene Ontology annotation, cellular component: mitochondrial outer membrane; cytoplasm. The record is from RefSeq and is a predicted model, not a curated record.
AGCUCCAAGCCAUUGCAAAGUGCUAAUGGUAAUGGCGGAUUCUCCUAAACCCUAAAAGCUUCUUCGCUGUUUUCAUGUAAGGUUGGAAGACCGAAAGAGGAUUGCUAGAUUGAAGUAGGGGGGCUGAGGUCGAGUAGACACGGCAUCAUCGUCUGCAAGGAUGGAGAGUAGUGGUGAUUCGGUAGAUUUGGUGCUGGUCACAAGGCCAGCCGGAUUCGGAAUGCCUACUGUAUGUCCUGCUUGUCUCCCUGUGUAUCUGUACUUGCGACUUGCUGCGGUUUCGUUUCGGGAGCAGGUGUCUGCCGUCGAGCCAGAUUCGGUGGAUUUGCCCUGUGUGGAGUAUGGGGAGAAUGUUGGAUUCUCGAGCGAGAACGGGGGAGUGAUUGAGUUUCUGCGCAAGGAGAAAAUUGCUGAUUUAGAUGCGGACUUGAGCGACAGUGAGAAAGCUGAGCUGGAGACUUGCAAGGCGAUGAUGGAAUCGUGGGUUGCGGAUGCCAGUGCGUUUGAAGUGUGGACGCGGGAUAAUGAUAGGCAAUGCAAGGUUGUGUAUUUUUCUGAGUUGCCCUGGGGGCUCGUUCAGGCGCUGGAUUGGAAGCAGCGGCUUGCUGUUAUGCAGCGGUUGGGCAUCACACCUGAGAACACUGUUGCAAGGUCCGAGGAGCUGUUUAGGAAGGCUAGUAAUGCUUACUCUGCCCUCUCUGUUCUUUUGAGCGACCGAAAGUUCUUUUUCAAUAAUCGGCCGACGAGCCUUGAUGCCCUUGUGCUGGGCCACCUCAUCUUCCACCUGCGAGUGCCAUUUGAGAUAUCAACGUUGAAAGGAGAGAUUCUUAAAUACCAAAAUUUGGUGGAUUAUGCGGAAUCUUGGGGUAAACAGCUGUUAGACAAGCAAGCAAUCCUUGCCAAUCCUGCAUUUCGUCCUAAGGCACCCCCAUCUCCCCCUUUGAGGCCAACGAAGCUAGGAUCAAAUGAGAGAGAAGAGCCGGCUAAAAAGGCCAGAAGUGAGUCAGAUAUCCUUCUAAAGAAACGGGCUAAAUAUUUUUUGAUUGCGCAAUUCCUAGCCGUCUUAAUGUAUAUUUUUAUUGCAGGAUAUGAAGUUGAUGAUGAAGACCUUGACGUGGAUGAUGAUUAAGCUUUUUCAUUAUCCAUUGAUUUGUUCUUAGGAUUAAGUUUUCAGCAGGUGUCAUUCAAGGGGCUUUCAGAAGUAUCAUUCCUGUCUUCCAAUUUUUACCUAUUUGCUCUGUAUAGUUCUGGUAUUGCUAAUCUACCAUGUUUUCCCUUAACAAUUAGGGUUUGAAAAUACAUGCAUAUCUACUGUGGUCUGAUAUUGCAUUAACUUCAUGGAUUCUGAGGGUAGAUGUGGACUUUGUACCGGCGAGUUUAGCUCAUUUGGUGCUGUGUUGGUAACAUGAUAGUUUCAACAAUGUUUGAUAUAUUGUACAAAUGAUACUGAUUGUGUAAUGGCAAGCUGUUAACAAUUUGGAGAAA